AUGGUUCAAGUAUUUGAGAAUGCCCAUGUGUUUAACCACGAUUUCCCCACGGUUAGUCUUGCAUAUUUGAAUAGGUACCCCAAUCCGUACGCAAAGCAUGUCUUGAGUAUUGAUACUCUUGACAGAUAUAUGGACACGGAUGGGUGUCUCAGGACCACCAAGAUAAUUGUAAAGACCGGGAGGUUGCCCAAGUUUAUCAAGCCGUUUUUAGGGACGCAUUUGGACUCGUGGAUCAUCGAGAAGACCAUCAUCAACCCCAAAACUAACCAAAUGCUCUCAUACACAUCGAAUGUGGACCACAGGAAAUUCAUUAGGAUCGAGGAGUACAUGAAGUACUCUGCAGAUAGUCCAUUUAGUACAUUGGUGGAGAGCAAGGUGAGGUUUUCCUCCAACUUGUUUGGAUUCAAGCAGAAAAUUGAAGAGUGGAGCCGCAACAGGUUCUCAUCAAACAUGGCCAAUUCUAGAGAAGGAUUGAAGUAUGUGGUUGACAAAUUGAACGAGAGGAAAGAGGUAUGGAUGAGGAGAAGUACGUAG
This is a messenger RNA of Debaryomyces hansenii CBS767, 534 nucleotides long. RefSeq lists its product as uncharacterized. Gene Ontology annotation, biological process: phospholipid transport. Gene Ontology annotation, molecular function: phosphatidic acid transfer activity. The coding region runs from base 1 to 534 and encodes 177 amino acids. NCBI's taxonomy places the organism in Eukaryota, Fungi, Ascomycota, Pichiomycetes, Serinales, Debaryomycetaceae. Gene Ontology annotation, cellular component: mitochondrial intermembrane space. The transcript has a single exon. The record is from RefSeq and is a predicted model, not a curated record.